AUGGAAGGUUACCUGGAUUUUAAAGAGUCUUCAAAGGUGAGAGGCUGAUGCCAGAACUAAAAUAACACCUUCUACACAGAUUUGUAAUUAUCAUCGGUUAAACCUGUGAAAAGUAUCGCAGACGCGAGCACUGAACGCUAAAUUACUUUCUAUUUUUGAUACUUGACUGUUUCUCAGAUCUGAACGCAAAACAGCUCGUUACUUUGCUGCAUACAACAGUCAGCAAACAGUUAAUAUUUUAGUUAGUGAACUCCGAUACUGCGCGGGCGUUUAAACAAGUGUGUUUGAUUUGAAUAGCAGCCAAUGAUUACAAAGCAAGUUUCAACUCAUUAUAGUAGCCGGUUUAUAUUUAGAGUCAUUUGCUUCGAUGUUAACGAGAAUUAGUAAAGGCUUGUGGUAUUUAUUCUAUAAGGUCUUUGUGCAUUUCAUUUAAACUGACAAUGUUAUUUUAUGAGGAAAAGACAGGAAAUUCUCGCCAGCUUGAAUCGAACAACACUUCAGGAAACACGCCAGUCAUUUGGCGCUGUAACGUAUCUGACAGCGGUCCUUCUUGCGAAAUAAACCCGCGAUAACUUUUUGCCAGAACCUUAGAACUAUUGGCUUUAUUUCAUUUUUACUAUUUUACCACAAACACGUUUCAGUUCGAAGUGCACGAUAUACCUCGUUCAGACGACGGAGAAGUGAAUCUGAUCGUUUGAGGUCGCAGCUUUGGCAUAUUUUAGGGUAUCUAGCUAAUACCGCAAAGCUGAGCUCCAUGUGUCAGGUUGUUUCAGGUGCUAAGCCCUGCCAAAUGACGUGACUAUCUAUUAAGAUUUAAAUACCUAUUUUUUCCAAAAAUCAUGUGUCUUUUCAGGAACUUCAGCUGAUGAUACGAAAAAGAGCACAUAUACCUGACUAUUUGAAUUUGAUUUUAUAUUGACCUCUCUGCACCCUCGAACAUUUAUUUUUGCGGUCACAGAUCGAUGUAUUAGAACUCUGUUGCAUAUGUAAUUUCAUAUGUUUGAUUGUCGGUUCAGAGGCGAAAAUAGGCGAACGUAGUUAUGGAUGCCUAGCUUUGAAAGGCAACUUCGGAACAAAGACAGAAUUUGGACUGAAAGAAGAAAAUGUUACAAAAGUUACGCCAUUUGUUCAGUGAACCAAAAAAUCCGAUGCAAAAAAGGGCGAACUCAAUUUAUUAUUACGUCAUUGGUCCUCACAUCCUCCCCCGCAAAUGUGACAUCGUAGACAGGGUUUUAGCGGAAGAAAAGAGCGAGCGACGCAAAUUAAGUUGUAGGUCAUCAGCACGAGUAUAUUUGUGCUGAGUAAAUAUCGUCGUAAACAUCAAAAUUUACGUGGGAAUCGUUCACUAAGUACAAAAGACUUAAGCGAGGUAAGAGAACGUGAUUUAUCAGUUUGCUGUGUUCGGAUUGUGCGCGCAUACAGACGUGAAGUUCACUUCAAUUGUGGAUUACCGCGCGUCUUAGCUGGUAAUGAAUUUCGCUUAUGCAGAGAGUUUCUUUAUUGAAUGCAAUAUACCAAGUGCGUCAAAAUUCAUUUUUCCCGUUUUCGCAUGAGGUAAUCACAAAUAAGGUUAAUUCCUACACUUGUAGGAUGCAUUAGAAGUGCGAUGAAUUUCGCGUGUUUCGUCGUCCAAAUAUCGUCCACGACUACUUCCUUUCAUGCGGAUGAAGGCAAUCUAUACAGCAACACGACUCGACUUCAGGUUUUAGGCGAAAUUUCUGGCGAGCAUUUGAUUUUUUAUUGGUCUUAAAUAAAAAACCAGCGUUAUUGGUUGUCGAUAAAAGCUGCUCUUUUUUAUAUUUGGCACUGAGCGAGGUAGCGCGAUCAGCUGCAUCGCCGACCUUCCGUUGAUUUUUAGUGGAAGUUUAAUAUCAUUAGUUUUCUCUAAGUGUACCGCAUCGAAUUGCAAACCAUUAUCCUAAUGCUGAAGUAACCUUAGAAGCUACGGCUAAAUUAUCUUCCUUUUGGAACUAAAUUCCUUUAAAAUAAUGAUUUCAAUGCAAUUAGCCGGACAGUCAACAAAGAUAAGAAGGAGUGUGCGUUUGUCACGUUUGUGCACUUAACUUAUUACGCUUCGACGACAUUUGACUUCAGAAAGAUAAUUUGUGAGUAAUUCAACGAUUUGCUGUGUUCACAUUAACACGUCAAGCUAAUAAUGCCAAAAACCUAAAAUCGAGACAGCAAAGUUUAUUUAAAGUUUAUGAAAUUGAUGAUUACAAAACAAUUGAGCACACUUCGGUUCUUUGCACUGCUUUCAAAACAUUUUGUGAACUCUGCAUUUCAAGUACGUGUUUUUUUUAAGACAAAAAAUGAUUACUUCCUAGAAAGAAGGCAGAAUCCGCCGAUCUAAAAUUUUUUGCAAUUUACCAUAUUCACUCAAAAUACUCUGAUCAAGGAAAAAAAUUAAAAUAAUAAGAAUUCUCAACUCAACAGAAAGCUAGAGGAAUACUGUAAUUGUAAUUUACAUGCAAGAUAUAGGACAGAUAAUUGAGAUAGUUGCUGACCUAAGAAAGCUCCAUUCUGCUUCUCCCUUUUUGUUUUGUUUUGUUUUGUUUUUGGUCAUUUCAUUCCAUUUAACCUUUUUUUAAGCUGGCUUCCACUAGGAACCAAAAUAAACGAGAAUAAUAUUCAGUCGCCAAAGCACUCCUCAGGCCGAGUAUAAGAUGCAAGAAUUGGAGCCUGAAGUCCUAUUCUCUAGACGUUCUGCUUUAAUAUUAAUAGCGUGCAUGAAUCUGAGCUUUUAAAGAAAAAACAGUAGACUGUCAGAAUCACAAGAUAACGCCAAGAAAUAAUACAAUGAAUCAGAUUUUUAUUUGAUCAGUCACAUUGGUCGUGUUGCUUUCAUUUAUUAAAAAAAUCAGGCAGGUUCCUGGAUUUGGCACCUGAUUAGAUCUCUUAAGCCAUAUUUUUAUACAUUGUAGCUAACUUAUAUUAGAGCCUACAGUUCAUUUUUUGAAGUCAGCGCAACCUACAGAUUUGUAGAUAACUACCUAAUCUGUUUGGUGGGUGAAUUAUUUCCAAGAACAAUGUCAAUCAGUUCAUUGCGAUGGUGUGUUUGUCAUUAUUUCCUUCAAAACAGUGUAUGAUAAAGCAUUUAAUUAGAUUCAGUUUUUGUGAAUAAUAAUCAAGGCCUCGGUAAGUGUUAUCAGCCCAGACUUGGCCUCACCUGAAGAUGCUAGUGACACCCAUGGCUGAAAGAAUGGAUGUUAUGUACAUAUUUGUUUCUCAAAAAAUAUUGCUUGCCUUCUAUGCCAACAGCACAGUUCAUUUGUCAGUUAGAGACUCAGCCACUGCCUUUAUAUUUGUAUAUAUUGUACUCACUCUCUGUGUUCUCUACAGUUAAUUUUGGAAAUCAGUGUAACCUACAGAUUCUUUAGCUAUCUGAUGGCAGAUAACUGACUAAUCUGUGGGUUGUGUGCAAUGCAUGAUUUUUUAAGAGCAGUCUCAAUCUGUGCUCUGUGAGGGUUUUUUUGUCCUUAUUUUCUUCAAAAAUUUGUAUAAUAAAACAAGAAUAAGUUAUUAGAGUUGGUUUUUGUGACAUCCAGAAUAUUCAAGUAUUGGUAAUUAGCAUCAGCCUGAGCUUACUUACUUCUUACCUUUAUUAUUCUGGAUAUCACAACAACCUCAACCAAUAACAAUUUGUUUAAUAUCUUUGUGAGAUAGUUGCUACACUAGCAAGGUUUGGUUUACUCCUUUCAGACUUAAUAAAUGUGUAGUGGCUAGAAUAAAAAUUUGAAACUUAUUCUUUGUGUAAAAUACUUACCUUACUUUUGCCAAAGCUGCUAAGGCCUUGAUCCUGUGUAAAGUACAGAAAAACAAUUAUAUUAUUUUAUUUUAAAAACUGCAAUGCAAAAGUAUUCCUGUUCAAAAAGGUUUCAUCUCAGUGGUCGUGUCACAUAACAGGAUAAAUUAGUCCACAGAAUCAAAAGUUUCACAUCUCUCAUUUAAAUAAUUGACUGUGGAAAUAAAACAGUCAAAAGUUAAGGCCUAAGUUUGCAUUGUUAAUGGCUAAUGAUAGCAAUCGAUCAGCACAUAUCCAAACAAUGAACGAUAAGUAUAAAAGUACACACAGGUUUGUUCUGUUUUGUUACACACAUGAUGAACAUUAUAAUACCACCCUGCAGGACAUGUGGCCUAGCUCUCAUUAAUUACUAUCAUGAAUCUUGGUUGUUGGCUCUUAGCACCUCUUAUCAGAUCAGCUACAGCUUUUAUUUAAUUUGUGUCUAAUUACAGCUGUUUUGUUAUUGGAAACCUGUGAACUAUCCUCUGUUUCAUUUAUCUGUUAGAGAUAAGAAAAUCCCCUUUUGGCUAAGGUUUAUUUUUCACAGUAGACACACAACUAAUGCUAAUUUCCAAUGAGCUGCAGCUUUGGACCCAACUGAGCAAAUUUUGUUAUCUUCAAACACUUCCUGUUUGUUUUUGCUUUGAUGAGUGGCAGAUAUGGUGGCCCACAACUGUCACGGCAAAACCAAAAACCUCAUGGCUAAAACAAAAUAGCAAAAUAGCUUUAGGUUUGCCAUGGGUAUUUGCUUUUGCCGUGAGGUAUUUGGUUUUUGCUGUGAAGUGUUUGGUUUUGCCGUGAGGUCUUUGGUUUUGCCGUGAGGUUUUUGGUUUUGUCGUGAGGUAGUUUGUUUUUGCCAUGAGGCUUUUGGUUUUGCUGUGAGCUAUUUUGUUUUUGCCGUGAGGUUUUUGGUUUUUGCCAUGACAGUUGUGGGCCACCAUACGCAGAGGUAUGAGUCCUGCAUGAAUCAUCUGUAUGGUCACUUAUAGUCUACAGAAAUUUGUCUAAAACAAACCUUGCAGUGAGUUCCUUAUGCCCAAAUAUCCAGUGCCCAAUUUCCAAUAAUCACUGAUAAUUGCCAAGGCAAAUUAACGUUAAGUACACGUGUAUAAUUAACUUCAAUUUUAUUAUUGUAAUCUUGAGAAUGUUGUAUAUAUCUCAUACACAUAUUUGAAAAAAAAAAACAACAGCUAAUGGUAAUGUAUGUUGCAACAUCUGCCAUUAAGGGCUCAUUUAUAUAUUGUAGAAGCAUCUUCAACCAAGCUUUACAGGCUGUACAUACAUGUAGGCAUUUCUCUUUUAAGUUGUCCAACUCCUGAUCUUAAAAGCUCAACUCCAAAUUAUUAAGUGCUGUACGUGCAGUUUGUUCUACUUAAUAAUUAAGUUACACAUAGCAGACCCAGUAGAUUAUCUUGUUUCUUAUCUUUUUGUCCAUUUUUAAAAGUUUGAAUUAUAUUAUAAGUUAAAAACAAUUUUAACACCAAGAAUGUUAUGCAUCUCACCUUUGGUUUAUAUUUGCCUCACGUGCAGUAAAGGCUUAUUGCCAUGGUGUCUAUCCAUUGGCAAAGACUAAGUUUAAUCUCCUUUUGGCACCUCUCUGUAUAAUUUAUUUAAUAAUCUUGUGUUUCAGCCAUUAUCUGACAACCUGGCGGUGGGCUGCAGUCCAGGCAUUGUAGCGAUGUAGAGAUUAGUCUAAGACUAUUUUGACAAACCUAACCCUGAAUAUAUAUAUUUUUCUUUUUAGUGGGUGACUUAUUGGGUUGUGAUUCGUGGAUCUCAGCUGGUUUUCUUUGCCAAUGCGGACACUCAUAUUACAGAAAAUGUAAGACAGUAAUUAAACUGUGAUUAAAUUUUCUUGUAAUUUUUCUUGUACUUUGUUCAGCUAAUUCAUGACUUUUAACAUCUUUAUGAGGCCAAUUUUUAGCACACUGGAUCCUUCUUUGUGGUAAAUUUCAUUCUGGAUUUUUACCAUUUAUUGCAAAUGUCUAUAAAAAUUUGAUUAACUGUAUUGUAUCUAUGACUAUAAAUUUAACACAAAAGUAAUGAGGACAAACCAUUGCUUUUGUUUGACACCAACAUGUAUGUUAUGAUGACAAUGAGCACUUUUUCCUGGGGGGUGACUAAAAGCCACAACAAAGUUAAUAUUAAAUUACCACAGUGUAACAAUAUUUUAAACUUCAGUUGAACCCGGCCUCUACAUGUACAAUGGCCACCUUUAGGGACAGAAGAAAGUGGAGGUUAUAAUGUGGUGGCUGUUGUAAAGAGGUUUUAAACAAGAGUCAAUGAAUGAAUUAUUUGUCUGCUGGGACAAACAAGUGGCCGUUAUAUAGAGGUAGCUGUUGUGCAGAGCUGACUGUUAGUGGAGGUUCGACUGUAUCAAAUUUAAAAUUACAAUUUCUGCACAAUACUCAUUUUCAGUGUAAGACGUCAGUGCAGAUCUUUAUCCCCAGGGAACUCUUUGCUUUGAAUGUGAAAACCAUUUUUUUCUCCUGUGAUACUGAAAAAUAUAGACAUAACUUAAUUUCAAAAUGUUUAACAAAUAAUAUACCUCUGAUUUUGAAUAAAUUGUUUCCCCCUAUUUUUAGGCUAAAGGUCAUAUAGACCUCGGGCCAAAAUCCAGUUUUGUGGAUGGUAAACGCAAGGCAAAAGACAAGUUUGAGUUUGAAGUAAAGGCAGAACGUGGCAAGAAAUAUUUAUUUAGGGUAAGGCAUUCUUUGGAGAUUUUCAAAACCCCUCCAGCUUCCCCUACCUGCCUCACCUCUUCACACUCUGUUAUGCAUAAGGCCCCCACAAUUCUCAACCUGCUAUCUUGAAAAGAGUGUCUGGUUUCAGAAAUGAUAUUUUUUUUAUGGGGAUGGAACAUUAACCCAUGGGACAACACCCAACCUGGAGGGCCAGGCGUUGCAAUUAUUCUUCUGGUCUUUCAGUCAAAGCCUGCCCAGCACAGUUGAACCCACCAGGGACCAAGGUCCCAUUUGGUUUAGCUUCCAGUGUCGUGUCAUCAAGGCGCACAAACCUCCCCAUCACAUUAAGGUGCAACACUAAGGGAGCUAAUCUUUCAAGGUGUGUACAUGUAUAUUAGUUAUAGUAAGUUUGGGGAAGCAGACUGACCAAGGAAUGGCUAGCCUGUUUUACUUGCAAUGCAGGCCCCCUUGAUCAAGUCCCACUCAAAAUUCAUUUCUUGAGAAUCCUGAGUUCAAUGUUAUCAAUAUGGUUUAUUUCCCUGUAGUUGGAGUUUUAAAUAUAACAUACUAGAGGUAAUCAUAUUACCCAUCCGCAUUCGUCACUUACGGAAACAAAAUUGAGUCGAAAGGAGUCCAGUUUCCCGGCCGUGAUGCACCUGGUAGAAUUAAUAGGGGCGGCUAAUUUGCAGUCACCUAUGAUAGCUCGAAAAUUUCUGCCUUUGUGCUACAGGAACACUAUAUUAGGAUGUGUUCUGAUGAACGCAAUAAUUUGAGCCAGGAAUUUCUAAGUGGGUGUCCAUGUACAUCUCGACUCUUAAUUUUUUUCCUAAAAAUCUGAGCAUCCACAGGACACCAGGCUACAUUACCCUUGCUCUUGGCCUUUUUGCCAGUUUCAUCACAAUGGUCGUUAUAGAGCAUUUUCAUUCAUGUAGCCAGCAUCUAUUGGAACAAAAAAAAGCAUUUAUGUAAGAAGAGAGUUCAUCUCCCACAGGAUUUGUUUGGAACACUAACAUGGCCACCAUUUCAUUUCAUUGGAGCACCAAUAUGGCCUCUAUGACAUCAUGUGAAAAUGCUAAAUUUGCAAAAACUUUUCACUUAAGUGAAGCAAAAAAUAUCAUUUGAAAGAGUCACGGCAGAUGGCUCUAAAUACACUUUUUGAUAAUUUCUUGUGCUAAUGAUAAUGCCUUUGUUGCUUUGCAGACAACUACAGACCGCAGCCGUCUUCAGUGGGUACAUACACUUCAUCUUGCCGCUCAGGUAAUAAUUUUGUUUUUAAGUCUGUCAAGUUGUUUUGGAUGACUUGAAAUUCAACAUUAUGCUGACAGUAUUUAUCUGUAAUAGUAAAACUACCGGUAAUGCCCUAUUUGGAGAGCAAGGGAUGGUUCAGUACUCCGGUACUUGCCUCCCACCAAUGAGGCCUGGGUUCCAAUCCUGCCGUCAACAGCAUAUGUGGGUAGAGUUUGUGAUUGGUUUCUCUCCUUUGCUCUGAGGGGUACCCCAGGUGGUGUUUCCCUCCCCUCAAAAAGCAACAUUUCCAAAUUCCAAUUUGACCAGGAAUCGGGUAGAAAAAGAACCACUGUGUAGAUUACCUCUAAAUCAUUAUUUACAUUGUAUUUAGUUAUUUACUUUAUUUAUCAUUUGUCUCAGAGGCUUGCCAUCCAAAAAUUAAGGCUGUGCGCUGCAAAAAAUUGAAGGGAACCCAGGGCUCUGAACCUCUGAAUUCCAGGUUGCCCAGGGUAGUACUUCUAUUAAAAAGCUGAGAUAUCAUAGUUCCCACCCAAUAGCAAAGGGGUCACCGUGCACUGCUACACCUGUAGAUCGAGAGCCCAACCUUGAAAAAUACAUUCAUUGUAUACAUUCACUGGGUAAGGAUUUACAAGUAAUCAACUGGGGCUUAAAGAUUUUUCUUCCUGAUAUUAUGCAAUUAUUGAAUUCGGUUUUUGAUCAUCUGAAGAAUUAUGGAGUUCUUGAAGGGUGUCAUCUGCCUCGGCAUCUUUAUGGCCUCGGCAGAUAACACCCUCCAAGAUCUCCAAAAUACUUCAGAUGCUACAAAAACGGUUACGGAAUCCAAUGAUUGUUUUAUUUUUUGCUCAAAAUAAUUCCUAGUUUAAAAUCAAGCUAAAACAUGCUUACCUUCAUCGAUGUUAAGUUCAUUUUUGAUAGUACAUGUUUGCCAGCAACUUUAGGAGAUGAAGGGUUGUUUAGUUCUGCAAAUAUUCUUCUAAUGGCAGAUGUUGUCCAUUGAGUUGUCUUCUUGCUGUUCUUGCUAUGUUUAACUUUUUAGCCAAUAGUUCGCCUAUUUCUUACUUGUGAAAGGAGUAUUAUAAAAUGCUCUGCCAUUUUGUAUCUUGGUUAACUGUUCAAUAAUCUGGCAAUUUUGCUGCACGAUUGACUUCAUCAGUUCACAUAUUGCAAAAUUCUUCCAAAUUUGGCCAACAGUAACUGGUUAUGAUGAAUAUUAUGCCUUGGAUUUUAGCGAAUCAGAAAUGGCGAAAUAUUUUGAAUGAAUAAUAAGCAAUAUUAUCCCAAACUUGACCUGUAUGGAGAAGCAGAAAGUGAGUUACAUGAUAUGUACUCCCUAUAAACAGCACAAGAAUGUCUUGCAUACAUAUGGUAGUUGUCAGGUUAGCCAGUUGUCAUCAAUUCCCUGGUUGCUAUGGGUUGCCUUUUUUUCAAUAAGUGUAUUGUUUUGAUUGCAGGGAAAACCCCCUCCACCACUGAUUGUUGGUAAUCUAGACUGUGGUGAAUCAAAGACCUCACCUACAUCAAGAAGUCCAACCGAGAACCAGUAUACUGAAGGUUAACUGUUCUUCUGUUUUUUUUUUCCACACAUAUAUGAGCAGCAAUUUGUUUUAUUUAUUAAUGUAAAUUUUACUGGUUUGGCAAUUACCAUGAUGUCUAAAUUCCUUGCCUUCAGUAAUUAAAUCUAGUUGUACUAUUCUCUUGGAAUUCUCCCUUAAAAUUAUCAAAUUUCCAAGUUUCCAAGUGAGCAGAUAAAAUAUUAUGCAGAGUACACUAUUUUUCCUUGCAUGCUUGGUUGAAAAGGCUGUCAUUAAGGUUAGCAUUGACAGAUCUAGGGGAGUUGCUCAACCCCACCCUUCGCCCUUAAGGAGAUCCACUGGGAAGGGGGGAAAAUGGAAGAAAAUAGGGAGAAAACUUGCCCCCUUAACACAUUAAGACUUGGCUGAGUAUUUAGACAUUAUAUUAAUGGUCACCUUUAUUUUACAGUUCCCGAGUUUAACAUACCUGUAAUUGGUGUGACAGAGGAGGAAAUGGCAAAGUCACUUUUGAAGAAACACAAUUCAUUUAGCAGCCAUUGUAAAAAGCUCUUGGGUCGCAAGAAAUCUGAUGGCUUGAGUAAGAGCUUUAAUGCUGCGGUAAGAGAGAUUCUGUGCUAGCAGGUUUUCAAACAAGUGGGGGAGUGUUUCCACUGCUGUCCAGACACUGAAAGUGUGCUUAUCCUUUACAGUCAAGUCUCGCCUUGAGAACACCCUGCUAUAACAGACACCCAAUACAUAAUACUAAUAGCAGCUAAAUCCCAGGCAAAAAAUUUGCAACCACUUGACUGAAAUAUAAACUUCCGUUAAUAUGAACUCUCACCAAGGAGGACACUAAAUCGGGUCCCUUCAGUGUCCAUUUUAAAAUGAGUUGACUUUAACCCUCCGGUCAAAAUUUAAUUCUCAUUUGUUGCCCAAAUUCAUUGCCUAUAGUGUCCGUUGUAAAGAGAGUUGACUGUAACCCCUCCGGUCAUAAUUUAAAUUCUCAUUUGUUGCCCAAAUCCAUUGCCUAUACAAGUAGUAUGGAGAAGUUGAUAAAAAAUCAAGCAAAUUUAUCUUGUGUGAUUAUCUCCUUAAUUCUCAUGAGUACUCUGCUGUAAACAGCAUUGAUAUCACAAAGAAGAAUUUGAUGCUUGUCACUCUUAGGGCUUAAAGGGUUAAAGGAGUGUAACUAAGAAACAUCAAAGGUCCCACUUCACCCUUGUGAAGCAGGGAAAGUGUCCACAACCAGUCAUGGCAGGCUCACUGGAAUGAUACUUGUAUGCAGCUACUAAAGGGAUAAAGAAUAUUUUGAUGAUAAACACUGCUUAUACAGGAACAGAAAAUACCACACCACUGUACAGCACACUAAGCUGUGACCAUUUUGGUUGCCAACAAAUUUUUUGCCUAAAAAAUUGUAGUGAAAGCCAGCAAUUUGGUGACUUCUGUUUGGCAGUCCUGUGCAACUGGCAGUGGUGUAGUGAAAUAUGCCUUUGCAUUGCAACACAUAAUUCAUGCUCUGUUUUCUUUACGUGUAGUUUGCCAAUCUUACUCCAUCUGUCUGGGUAUGAAGCUCUAAGAUGUGGCGGCCACUUUGCUUGUGUCAAACCCUUACUUGGUCUGCUACAUAGCUGUUCUUUUUGUUGUCACAAAACACUCCUGCAUGAUGACAUAAAGAACGGCUGUGUAGCAGACUAACCCUUAGUAUAAUCUCACUACGUCCUUUCUUAUUCUAAUGACUAAUCUCUAAUAACUGACAACCAUUUAACUAUUAUACAUUGAUAUUAACAUUAUGUUGAGGUGUUUGACAUUAGAGGAAACACUCUUUCUAGUAUUUGGAGUUAUAGCUUGAAUUCUCAAAUUAAUAAUAUUUAACAAUAUUAUUAUAAUCCAUUUAUUUAAUUAGCUACCAUGCAUGUAACCCCUAGUAAACCAUUAAUUUUAUAACUUUUGUUGUCAGGAUUUAAGUCGUGAACCUGUAAUGGAAGGUGCAGAAGCAGCCAAAGAAGAAGCUUUUUAUGACAUUGUUCCAGGCAACAAACCUCCGUAAGUUGAUGUGGCUGUUAAAGGUCAAAAUUAAAUUCAGGUUAAAAUUUUUUAACCUACAUGAAGGUUGAUUUUCUAUUUCCUUUGUCUCCCAGCCCUAAUUAUUCAUGAAGAAUUGAAUAAUUGCGGCUAGGAGACAAAGCAAAUUGAGAAUUAACCUAGGUUAAAAGUUUUUAACCUGAAUAUAAUUUUGACCUGUAACAUAGCCAUGACUGUAGCCGUAAAGACAUUAUGUGCUCAAAUUAAGUGUACUAUACAUUCUUGUGUACAUUAUGCAUUUCAGUAUGUACAGUGAAUUUAAUAUGAACUUACAUUGUAUCUCUCCCAAUGAUUUUUUUGUGCUACAGUUAAUGUAUUUUAGAAGAAAAAAAAACAAAGAAAAGUAAAAUUAAAACAAAGGAAAGAUUUGAACCAAACACAAUACUUUUGUACAUUGAUGCUAAAAUACUUUGAAAUUGUUUUUAUUAUGAAUCAGUUUGGCACCCAGUUCCUUUUUAAAUUGUUCAUCAGUACUAAUGAAUACUUGAUCCUCUGCAUCUAAUAAUUUCUACACCUAGAACUUUCACAGAUUAAAAAUCCAAAAAUUAAUGCAGUUGUAGAAGUAAAGGUAUGGAAUCACUGAGAUGCUAGCAUUGUAUGGAGAGCUUCCAAAAACAGUUUGAAAUCCAAGUGAUAGGUUAUAAGCUACACUGUAUUACUGGUAUUUAGAAAAAAUGCCAGCUGUUAACUUUUGCACUUGCUGACUCUCUUUUGCAGCUGGUACUUUGGAAAAAUUUCAAGAGUUGAAGCUGAGUCUAUUCUUGAGAGCUGCCAACCGGGAAGAUUCUUGGUGCGAGACAGUGAGACUGUAAAUAAACCUGGAGCUUAUACUCUCUCACUCAAGUGAGUGGCCAUUUUGUAUUUGAUUUGCACAUGUAUGCUUUAAACUUAUAGUUUUCAGACCACUUAAUUUUUGCCAUACCGUAAACUGCCCCUUAUAAGCCCCCAGUUAUAAACCCAUGCAUCUACCUGUAAACAAAAAAUACAUCCAAUUAUACCCCCCUCCCCCGAUAUCAGCCCCGCUUCCGAUAUGUAUCGAAAUGAAUUUGAUGUAUCCUGAUGUUUUAAAGCUUAAUAAUUAAAAACCAGUAAAUGCAAGGCGUAUUCUGAUCUACACUGCUAUUGCUUAUUUCAAAGUGCUUUUUCUAUUUUGGUCAUAAGUGGGUAUAAGACUCCCUAAGAUUAGGGUUAGGAAACUGAGUUAAUCAACUUUCUGGUCAGUUUGCCCAGUAUAAUGACUUGAAUGGAACCUGAUUCACUCAGUUUCCUAACCCAGGGUUCGCAAAUACACCAAAUUUGGCGUAUUUUACGCGAAACUUGUUCAGAUGACUCCACUGAGGUUACGGAGGGAGUCACUUCGACUCCAGAAAUUUUCGGUAACAAACAGGGAGCCACUUCGACUCCAGAAAUUUUCGGUAACAAACACAGUUUUGUCCUUACCUUUUUCGCAACAAAUACAAUUUACAUUAAUUGUAAACGUUGUAAACCUUAAUUAAAUCAUCGAAAUUAAAGAAUUAUACUGCACAACAAAACAAGAAGAGGGUAAUGCACCUAUCAAUGUAAACCCCGUGGGGGAAAUGGGCAAGGGGUGGGGAUUUGACAAAUUUUAAAAUUUUUUGAUCAAAUUCCCCAGGGUGGGAAACGAAAGGUCAAUCAAAAGUGUCAAAAAAGCCCCCACCCCAGGGGAAAAAAUCUAAACAAACAAUGCUAUAAUACUGUAUAAAACGAAUUAAAAGAACAUUUCAAAAGUACGUCCUUACUAAACGUAAGCUCCGUUAAAUUACUCGCUGUAAUUAAGUAUUUUCUCUCUCCACUAGCGUCUCUUAUUUUGAACAACAAAAUCACUCUAGGAAGAUUGACCGUGCUAUUAUAAUAUUAAUGAAAUGUAAAAUACUUUUAAUAUAACAUCUGCUCAACUUGUCGGAUCAGUGACCCGUAAAAAAUCCUCUGACUUUCAUGGUGGAAUUCGAUUUCAAUUGAGUUUUACAAUCAGAUGGGAACUUGAAGAUAAAACUUUCUCAAAAUAGACAUUAUCUGUUUAGAUGACAGUUUAAAGUAUGGGAUUAUGGCGAUUAAAACAAAUGAAAACCUCACACCUUUCUCCAACAGCGUGACUUUCAGAAAGCCUCGAGGGUUGGAUUUGGUAACCGCUUCUGAAUUGAUACCAGGCUUCUGUCAGUCAAAGUCAAAUGUCCCGACCCUGGGGUCGCUUCGCACGAUCAAAAGCCCAACAUGGGGAUAGUCUCUGGCAUCAAAUCUCCUCCCCUUGCCCGCACUCCCCCCUCACGGGAUUUACAUUGAUAGGUGCAUAAAUUACGAUCAAAGUUUACUCGAUGACCGCCAUCAUUUGAGCUUUCCAAGUCAGCGGACCACGAGAGCCACUUCGUGUAUCCCUCACGAUAGUGUAUACAGGCCAGGACCACGUGCUUGAAAGUCUGAAAAUGGCUUUUUUCGCUGUGUUACUUGACUCCAAAUAUUCCAAAAUGACUCCAACAUUUGUGAAGCAGAAGUCACAGUGACUCCACUCAUCAAUAAAAUUUGCAAACCCUAGGCCUGCUAACCCUAAUCAAUAAAGUUCAGAGUCGUUUGGUGGGUGGUCUUGGGGAGUCGUAAGGGUCUUUGUUUUGAAGACACCCGGUCAUAAGCCCCCUUGGAUGUAAGCCCCUCUGUUUAUGAGCCCCACUAAAACCCUUCUACAAAGUGGUUCAAGUCCAGGGCUUAGUAGUGGCAGUUUAUGGUAUUCAUCUGGGCUGAGUUGUUCAAAGCUGGGUUAAGAUAACCCAGGGUUAGUGCGAGAUUUGAAUUCAGAUUUGAAAGCUUAAAAAGCAUUUCAGUUUUAAUUCUUUUUGUCUAUAAGUUGAUGAUUGGAAGCUCUUAAAAUAACAGAGAAAAUUAUCCCGAGAAAAAUGCUAUUGAACGCGAGAAAAGGAAACCAGGGUUAAAUUUAACCCUGGGUUAAGUGCUAAUCAGCCUUUGAACAACUGGGCCCUCAUCUUAAAGCAAAAUUAAUUUCAUGUUAUUUUAUACCUGACUGUUAAACCUAAUUAUAGCAGGAAAUUUUGAACUUACCAAGAAUUUACUCUUUUGCUGUCUCUGCAGUUUUUACGUCAAUGUUAACUGUUAAUCUGGUCUUUCUUCCUGAUGGUCUAGGCAUCAUGAUAGAUGUCGGCACCAUAAAAUAGAAACUUUGUAUCCAGAGGGAAACCUUGUAAUUAAAGGACAUGAGGUAAGUGGAGAAACAGUAAUAAUAUUUAAUAUCAACAGCCCUACAGUCAUACGGUUGUAAAAAAAGACGGUGAAAUGAGUAUAAAUGUAGUAAUCUUGCUUCCUGGUACUAAACUCAGACUUGGAUCACCUUAUUUGCGCACCUACCAGACAAUAAAACCCAUUGUUAUUCCCAUAAGCAGUGUUCUCCCUAAAUUUUAGCUCAGCAGGUAAGAGACCAUUCUUGACUGGUUAUGGCCCAGAGGGGAGGGGGGGUUUCGCGUUCAUGAAGGCUUCUAUUUUUGAGUAUCCUGUCAACCAAUUGACCGAAAAGUAUUUUAAACACCUCAAAACAAAGAAUUUUUUGAAUAAAGGCUGCCUUUGCCACUAGGGUCAAUUUAGUAACACAAGUCACAGAAGUUGCGAACUUUUCCUGUUGGUUGAGAAAGUUUAGAAUAGGGAUAGAAGCCCAGGAAAAAAUUGUUAGCCUGCAGCACUUCUAGAGGCACCAGUCAACAUUUAAAUAAAGUAAUCAGAGAGAAUAGCUGUGUAUACUCGUUGUUUUUUCGUAUUUACUUCCUUUUCUUGUGAGCAUCGGCUUGGAUCACCAUUUAAGUAUUUUUUUUAAACAACUUAUUUAAUUUUAGUAACACUUCAAGCUGUUGCAGUUGGUACGAAAUUUUUGCUUCAAGCAUUAAAUUUUACCUGUUACUGCCUGAUAAGGAGAACACUGAUAAGUAAAAUGCAUGAUCUAGUCGUAGUUGUCUACUCACUCUCCUUGUUUUACUCAUUUUUAAGUUUUACUUUUCAAAGGAAAAAACAAGUGCAUAUUAUAAUGAGCUAAAAGUUCAACUGUUGUGUACUUGUUUCAUUUCAGGAUAAGACUUUUCCAAAUCUUGCAACAUUAAUGAAAUAUUUUGCAAAGAGCCAGGAAAAAGAAAUCCACCUAACACCGGUAGUUUGCCAGGAACCAGAAGGUAUGUUAAACAAAUGUUUCGAUACAUCAUUGUCGCAGUUGUGAAUUCUUCAUCGAUUUAAUUAUCUGUAUUUUCUCUUGCGUUAUCAGCAGUAUUCAUACCAUAAAAGUUUUUGAGCCUACAAACAAACAUUCUCUAGAAUGAUCUUCAUUCAUUUCAUUAAAGAUCUCAUAACCCUUUUUUUCUUGAUGAUUUACAGGGUGUAGUGAUAUUGUUAGGAUAAAAUAAUAUUGAUAUUGGUCAUGCAGCCUUGGGACUGAAAGUGUUCUGCCCUGACACCAACCAACAUUAUUAAUUCUCCUCAUUGUUCUCUCCAUUUAUCUUAAUAUUAUACUGCUAGAAAGCUGCUUACAGAUUAGUAUUCUCAUGCCUGAUUAGUAACAUUUCAGAUACACCACUGUAUAUUUCUGGUUUUCCUAGUUGUUUGAGUUUGACAGCAAAUCAAAGAACGAUUGGAACCACAACAUACAUAAAUACUGACUUAAAGAGAAAAAAUAGUGAAAAACAAAGGUUAUUAAAACCCUGUGGAUAUAUAAUUUAUGGCCAAUAUUGCCACCUUGCAGAUCAAGCUACUGCCUCCCCAAGCACCAGUAGCCAUCCAGAUCCAGAAGCAAGUUAUGAAAUAAUAGUGGAUCAAGUUGACAGUGAGUACUUUUAAGUUCUAAAGAGCAGGUCCCACAUUUACCCUUCAUCAUAAUUAUCAUCAACUGAUUCUUGUUCUGCUUGUUUAUCUUCUGUAGUUUAUAUUAUUUUCUGAGAUUUACACAGGAUACUUGCUUUUGGACUGCACCCCCUACCCACUAUCACUCACUACCCCCCACCCCACCCCCCCUCCCCCAUCGAAUGCACUCCCCUAAUUUGCAGUUAUUACCAGUUCUGGGAUUUACGCAGGACACUUGCUUUUGGACUAGUCAGUUUAGGCAAAGGAAUAUCUGAAAUAACAAUACCCAUUGACUUUCAGAAAGUCCUUUGUACACUGUAGUUGGGCAGUUGGUUUUUUUUUUUUUAUCAGUUUUUAACUGCAUUAUUCACUUGGGGCACCCAUAAUGCUCACUUACGCUUUACAUGCUCACGUUAGAGUUACUGACAAAAUUUUAACCCCAUGUCACUGAUACAUUUAAAAAUUGGCCGACUUGGUGUAAGUCUACAGUAUCUAAAAUGAAAAGUUUUCUCCAUCUGCUGUAUCCCUUUCAUUAAAAAGUUGAAAAAAAAAAUCAUUCCCACCAUUUUUCUGAUAAUUUGUUUCACUUUACAGAAUACUCCUUCUCUAGUAAUGCAUCCUCAUAACUUGUAAAAUCCAUGUAAAUUUUGGCUUUGUCUCCAUUAGGCCGCCCCCCUGUUCCUGGAUGUGAAGGCAAACCACUCGCUGAGAGUAAUGAAAACUUGCCUCGUAAGUAAAAACUACAUAGUGUCUCUUUUCAUAAGGAUUACAUGGCAACACUUAUGAGAGAAUCCAGCGAUCUGCCUGAAAGUCGCUUGGGGAUUUUUUCUAGUUACCCCUUCAAUUAUACUACUGUUUGACUUGUGGACUCCAGAAAUAUUGGAAUUGGAGUUGUUUAUAAAUUCCAAUGCUAUUACAGCCAGGAUGUACAACACAAAAAAUGGAAAAGAAUGUUGAUAUAUCCAAGUGCCAGUAAACUUGCAGGGGUACUAAGUGAUUUCUGUUCAACGGCUUGAUUCUCUUUUCAGAUUGCCUUAUGUUUGCUUGUGAUUAACACUUCGACUUAGGAUUAAGGGUCACGUUAAUGAUAUUAAGGACUUUUAUAUUAUUGUUUUCUCAUUAGUAAACUAUUUCUUUAAAAAUGCUGACUUUGUGGCUAUACAGUGGUCUCCCAAUAACUCUAACCCUCGAUAACUCGAACCUCCCACUAACCUCGAAGUAGUUUUUGUUUCCCUUCAGAUUAUUCCUAUAUAAUUUUACCCCCGAUAACGCGAACCAUGUUUUAAGCACGUGACAAGCUGAAAAAAAAAAUGGUGUACCAAUGUACAGAAAUCCGAAGCACUGAAUUUAUUGCAAACCAACCAUGUCAAUUCUUUGUUGUUACUUUUUUUGUCACUCCACUUCAAAUUCAGUGUCCAUCCCUGUGAAGUGUGCAUGAUGCUUGCAUUCCCUCCUCAUCUUUUUGCUUAUUUGCUUCCUGUUAUUUGAUUCGAACUCCCAAUAACUCGAACUUUUUUCCAUUUCCCUUCAAGGUUCAAGUUAUCGGGAGUCAACUGUAUUUUAUUUUUAUCAAUUAACAAUUUGUUCCGGUAUUUGUUCAUUCUCAGCUAGGAAACUCCCUCACGGAUAUGAAAAUGUUCCUGAUAAGCCAAGAGGUAUGCUCAAACACAUUUUAAUAACAAGUACUGUGUACAUGAGAACCAUGUGAAAAUUAAAGUGAAGUCAAGUGUGGAAUGGCAUUUGUCCCAUAUAAUUAUGCAUUUAAUAGUAACUAUGACAAAAUUCUCCAUCCCAUAAUCUAUUCCUUGCUGCUGUGUGGUGGCUUUCAUGCCCCAAUAACCCAGAGAGCUGAGAUUUCUGAAUAACUGACAACCUACUCCUCGGUUAAGUCAAAAUUAACACUUACUUCUCACUUAGAGCAAAAUUGUGCCUUUGGGGAGGGGUAGGUGGUCAGUUAUCCAGAAACCUCAAUUGAUCUCAGAUUAGUCUACUAGCAGAUAAUUAACUGAUCUGUAGGUUGUAAUGAUUUUAAACAAUAAUUAUUGGAUGAGGUUUUUGUGAUGUCCAGAAGAAUCAAGGUCAAGGUAAGUGUUUUCAGCUGAGCCGAAGGCCGAGGCUGAUAAUACUUACCGAGACCUUGACUAUUUAGGAUAUCACAAAAACCAAAUCUAAUAAUGUUUUAUUAUACAUUGUUUUGAAGAAAAUAAUGUCAAACGCACCGUCGCAAGGAACCUGUCAAGUGAAUUAAUAUUGUUAUUGGAAAUCAUGCAUUGCGUGCACAACCUACAGAUUAGUCAGUUAUCUGCUAGUAUAUAACUAACUAAUCUGUAGGUUGUGCUGAUUUCCGAAAUUAGCUGUAGGCUCUUAACCAAUGAGAAGACAGAUAGUGAGUACAAUGUAUAAUUAUCAAAGUUAACUGAAGGCUUUUAGCCAAUGAGAUAACAGAUAGAUGUAUACAGUGUAUAAUAAUGUUAAUAAUAGUGUGAUUACUGACCGAAUUGGACACCACUCAGUUCUGAUCCUAUUAUUAAUUAAUGAGAAAAUCAUGGUUAAGUCUAUGUAGAAUUUAAUUGCCAUGGAUAGUAACAGUUUUAGUGAAAGGUUUUUUUUAGAAUUUUAAACAUGAGGUCCAAGAAGGCAAAGUAGAAACCAGUCAGAUCAAUCCUCUCAUUAAACCCCUUUGGAUUGUUGAUUUUCUCUUCUAGCAAAACCACCUUUGCUGAGUCGAAACACAGAACCAGUUCUUCCAAUGCGUGGUUAUGAAAACUUGCCUCCCAAAGGUUUGUUAAUAAUUUUAAUGAUAAAGUAACAAGUAGGUUUAUCACUUACUAUUGGCAUUCAGGCCCCGUCCAAACGAAUCUGUCUGUUUCAAAACGGAUAUUUUUAACCGUGGUUUGGCCUACUGUCCACAAUUACCCCCUGAAAACUGUCAAAAAAGCACCUUUUCAAAAGCUCUCUCCAUAGUGGAGAUUUCUGUAAACGCCGUUUUGCUGCACUCGUGUAAAUGGAUGACAACGAAAUUACGCCAGGCUGUAAAAUACCAGUAAAUGCGCAUGCUCCCAUCAAAGAUGGUACCGUUUUUAGUCACGAUCGCGUUUUCGUGUGCACGGGCAAAAACGAUUCAAAAACGCAACGUGUGGACGCGGAUUUUUUUGAAAAGGAGAAAAAAAUCUCCGUUUUCAAACAAACUUGUGGACUUGGCCUCAAUGUUAUUUUGUUGCUUCCAAGUCGUGUUCAAAAUGGACAUUGACAAAAUCUGGAUUGGAACAGACUGAAUGGGAUUCACAACCCAGAUCAGAACUCAUGACCCAAACUCAAUCCACAGGGUGGCAAAGGGGUUUUCCGUGACGCGUGAUGGGACCGAAAUUAUCAGCGUGAUGCGUGAUCAUGCCCAAAUUAGCUGCGUGAGCCGUGAUUGGGCAUAGCAGCGUGAUGCGUGAAAUUGGUUUACCGCUGGUUUCACUGCCACCCUGCUGGUUGACAAGAAUUCCUUUGGGCCCUCUCACAUGACUACGAACCAAGACCACCCUUAGGGUUGAUUUCCACUGUCGCCUCAUUUUUCCGCGUGAACGCACGUAAAAUUUACGUACGUAAAUGAAAUAGAGCCAAUAUAUGAAAGGCCAUGGGUAAACAUAAAAGUUGAGCGAGGUUCAACUUUUACGUAUACACGUGACCUUCUAUACAUUGUCUCUAUUUUAUUUAUUUUAUUUUAAGCACAUUUCUAGAUAUUGCAAUGCACUUGAUUGCAAAAACAAGUGAUUUCUAGAGUUAAUUCCGCUUAUUCCGGAAGACGUCUUUAUGAGCAAGUCAAUGAAAGAUUGUUUGUAGAGGGAAAGUCAGAGUUGAAACUGGUGUAAUGAGUCUGACGCUUUUGAAUUCCGAAACUUUGAUUGUAAACUCGUACUCAUGUGAAAUUUAAUUUCUUCCUCCCGUUCUUUUUUUCAUUCACAGUAGGCAACAGAAGUCCAGUUCUCCGUGAGCCAGACUCUUACGAAACUAUGGAAUCACGUGGUUAGUGAAUUUGUUUCUGUCUGUAGUAAGCAGAGACCUUUAGAUUCGAGGACAAGAACGACUAGGAACAGUACGAGAUUUAACUUAAAGUUUUUUCGCGUAUUCUAAAAAAAUAGAUACCCCGGAAAGCUUCAUUGUACUUUUUUUUCAUUAGAAAAGAUAGCAUUGUUAUCUGUGUUGAAGGAGGUUAAGCCCACUCUCGAUCGCAAAAUGAUAAAACUUCUAACAUUUGAUAACUCGCUAAAUCCCGUUGUAGAAUGACGACGGCUAUCAGGUUUUCCCGCCAAAAUGACGCUGGUUCACGCGCGCGCACUACUUGGUAUUGAGGAAAUUUCGUAGUCGUAGUCGUACUCGUCUUAGAAUCUGAAGCUCUCUAAUAAGUCCUUUGGGGCCGAAAGAGAACAAUAGACCUUUUUACCGAUACGGCGGCCAUAUUGAAUUAAUUCGAUUUAAGGAGUAUUAUAGGAUGCCCAGGGGGCAUGAGCAUAUUUCAUUUGUAUUUUCGAACGCUUUUCGGGACAUUUUUUCUUAAAGUUUUCUUAGAAUAAGAUUGUAAUGGGAAAAAAGAUCCUUGUGCCGUGUUUUGAUGUAAUAAUGAUCGCCUUUUUCCCGAGAAAUAUACAGUGAAAGACCAUAUUUCUAAUACUCAACUAGAAAAAAGCGAUCAUUAUUACAUCAAAACACGGCACAAGGAUCUUUUUCCCAUUACAAUUUUAUUCUAAGAAAACUUAAAGAAAAAAUGUCCCGAAAAGCGCUCGAAAAUACAAACGAAAUGAGCUCAUGCCCCCGGGGCAUCCUAUAAUACUCUUUAAAUCUAAUUAAUUCAAUAUGGCCGCCGUAUCGGUAAAAAGGUCUAUUAGUUUGUCCCACGUAUGUCCACCUUCCACAGCACCUAGUAACCAUCACCCGGCACUGCAGACACAGGUAAGGCUUUGUCUUUGCCUGUGGCGGAUCUUGCAUAAGAGUACGGGGGGUUUUGCUUAUCUUCGGAGAAAAUGUAGACUGCGAUUAUUCCCUCAUUUUCCUCAGCGAUAGUUUAUAAGCGAGCGAUAUGCUAACGCGCGUGAAAAUCCCCACUCUCUAGGAAGGUCACACGCGGGUAGCAGUUUUAACGCGUUCGUGUAUUUCGCUCGCUUUGUAUCCCUGAGGAAAGUGAGGGACCACUUGUGGUUUAGAGAAAAAGUGCCCCGGAGGGCUUGCUCAAAAAGUUUUCAACAUGAACCGUAACAUCAACAUUGUUUUCAUCUUUGAUUCUUGCCGAAUUUCAUAACCAGUAACAAACUUAACUUUGUGAUGUUUAAGGUUGACGUUUAAUUGAUAGACCCCACCUUCUUAAAAAUAAAUCACUAGAACUGGUCCUUGUAGUUGUUUAGUUAAAUCGUCCCACACACCUCCCAAAGACGGACUCACCCGGUGCUUGUACCAUCGGAGUCCAUCUCAGGGAUGGUUGACUUUAAAUCUAACAUCAGUUAUUGUGUUUCGCUUUAGAAACAAGAGAUUCCUUUGAAGAGGCGCCCAAGCCUAGUUUGCCUCCAAGAAAACCGGCCAAAACCCCGCACGGGUACGAAAAUCUCCCUGAGAAACCCGCAGUACCCUUGCCACCGAGAGGACCUGCUCCUGACGGCUAUGUUAAUCUUCCCGGAAAGGAAAAAAGAUCUCUUAGUGAACCACCUCAGUUACCGCCAAGAGCUCAGCGACAAAGUCAUCUUGGUUAUGAAAAUCUUCCUUCAGGAGGUAGAGGGGCACAUCGCCCCGCUCCUGUUCCAUACCAGAAUAUACCACCACAAGGUAAAUAAGCUUGUGUACAUUUACAUCCAUAACUUUGAAAGGAUCCGAUAUCCAAACGGUGCCAAUUGAACAGUAGUGAUGCCGCACAACAGCACAACGACAAUAACUUUUUUGUCAUUCCUGAUACCCAAUGUUCACUAUGUGUACUAAACAACUCAGAUUCAAUUUAUUCUCUUCUACUGUAUAAAUAGAUCAUAUGUCAGACUGAUUCCCUGUAGGGGUAGGGACGCACUGUUGUCCGACGCUUGUAAGCGACUGUGCGCGUACCUUCAGGGUCCCCUACUGGUGGUUGACUGUACAACGAGCAUUGGAGAACGAGCACAGGAAACGGGAAAAGAAAAAUGUGAACUAAUCCUUGCUCAAACCUUAGCCCCAUUAGUCAUUUCUUUGAUCUUUCUCUGUUUUGUUCCCAAUUUUUAUUUUCCCAUUCCCCAUGCUCGUCGUCCGUUACCCGUUCGUCUUUUUAGUAAUAUCUACACUUUUUUUUCCUUGCUCUUCCUAAAGUUCUUAAAUGAUUAACAACACCCCAAUGACAUUAUUUUUCUCAGGUUUUUGAGUCAUUAUUCAGUGGCUAUGGUUGUCUAAUGUAAGUCUUCUUUUUAUUUUUGCUUUCUAGGGUAUAAUCAUUCACAAGGCCAGCAGCCCAGACGACCCCCAGCACCUCCUAUGACACGCGCCGCCACAUUACCAGCGCAUAUCAUAGAGAACACUUUAGGGAAAAUGGACUUGAAAGAGAAUCCAUUUUAA
Molecule: messenger RNA, 22694 nt
Organism: Porites lobata
Lineage: Eukaryota; Metazoa; Cnidaria; Anthozoa; Scleractinia; Poritidae
Source: the annotation of a GenBank genome assembly